Messenger RNA from Notolabrus celidotus (New Zealand spotty), 3101 nucleotides. RefSeq names its product prospero homeobox 1a (gene prox1a). The record is from RefSeq and is a predicted model, not a curated record. Gene Ontology annotation, biological process: regulation of transcription by RNA polymerase II. Lineage: Eukaryota; Metazoa; Chordata; Actinopteri; Labriformes; Labridae. Gene Ontology annotation, cellular component: nucleus. Bases 127 to 2802 code for a protein of 891 amino acids. The transcript has 8 exons. Gene Ontology annotation, molecular function: RNA polymerase II cis-regulatory region sequence-specific DNA binding; DNA-binding transcription factor activity, RNA polymerase II-specific.
CUCUCAUACGCUUUCUCUGCUUUCUUCGACGGAGCGACUUGGAGGAAGGCUCGACAGAGAAGUAACCCGUCUCGAACUGAAUGUCUGUGAGGACCCCUUGUCAUGUCCGCUUAGCCCCCCUGCGUGAUGCCUGAUCAUGACAGCACCACCCUCCUAACAAGACAGACCAAGCGCAGACGUGUCGACAUCGGGGUGAAAAGGACCGUGGGCAGUGCGUUAUUCGGCCGCGCCAGGGAGACCCUGCUCGACAGCAUGAACCAAUCGCACGGCAUGGAUCAGGACGGAGACUGUUCGUUAGUCGGCCACGGCCACGGGGGAAACAACAUGGACGGGGAGAAGUCCAACGUUCUGAGGAAGCUGCUCAAGAGAGCAAACUCGUAUGAAGAUGCCAUUAUGCCUUUUCCCGGCGCCACCAUCAUCUCCCAGCUACUGAAGAAUAACAUCGGGAAGAAUGGAGGGAGCGACUCGGGCUUCCAGGGGAGUGGAGCUCUGUCCAGUGGAGGUUCAGAGAUCCAGGCAGAAGACGCUUGCAGCAACUCUUCUCAUGACCGGGACAGCCCCUCAGACUGCCUCUCUCCCGGGCCUCCUCUUCCCCCUCCGCCAUCCUCUUCCUCCUUCGGGCGUCCACCUCCUUCUUCCAGUCUCAACUCCCACGCUCCCUCCCAGCAGCCCCUCUCCCUCUCCACCUUCGACUUGGACAGGCUGACGGACGAGCACCUCCGCGCUAAGCGUGCCCGUGUCGAGAACAUCAUCCGCGGUAUGAGCCACUCGCCGCUGGUCCGGUCCAACACCAGCGACCACAACCAAGAGAGCAACCGCGAGAACGAGAACAGCAGCAACAACAGCAGCAGCAGCAACGACCACAGAGGAGACGGGAACAGACACAACACCAGCAGCCUCAACCACAGCCGGAGCGACGGGCCGUCUUCCCUCCUGAGCUCUCCGGGUUCGCGGGGCGGCGUGGUCAGCGUUGGGGAGGUUUACAGGGAGAAUAAGAGGAAGCAGCGUCUGCCUCAGCAGCAACACAGCUUCACCCAGCUGGUGUGCUCCAGGCAGGAGCAGAGACAGGAGGAGAGACGGCAGCUCAAACUGCAGCUGGAGGACAUGCAGAAACAGCUACGUCAACUUCAGGAGAAGUUCUACCAGAUCUACGACUCUGAGACCGAGGAAGAGGACGACAACGGUGAGACUGACCGAGUGAGAGAGCGAGAGGAGGACGGCAACUUGUCAGAGGACAGCAUUCGCUCUGACGGCCUGGAGGAGAGGCACCGAAACAGAGGCCGGCACAGCCACGACGACCUCUCAGAGCUGGACCCGGGCCUCUUCCUGGACCGGGCCAGAGCUCUCCUCCGAGAACAGGCCCUGAUAGACGGAGAACUGGAGGAAGAUGUGGACGCCAGGGAGGAAGAGGAGAGGAAUGGGGACAAGGUGAUGAAGAGGAGAGGAGCAGGAGGAAGGCAGCUAGCAGAGACCCUGAAGCAGGAGCUGAACUGUGCCGUGUCGCAGGUCGUUGACACCGUGGUCAAGGGCUUCUCCUCGCCGAAGCAGGCCGUCAGUCACCAUCAUGGCUGCCACAGUAGCACGCCAGCUGCACCCUCCUCUUCCUCCAACUCUUCUUCUUCCUGUCCUCCACCUUUUGGCCCCCUCCCCUCUCUCACUCCAGACUCACGCUUUGGUGGUGGCGCCCUGGCCCUCAGUCUGAACGGAGACGGCAGUCCUACUUCUAACUACCACUCCUCCAGCCAGAGGCUGCACUGCUUCAGCGACGUGAUCGUCCCGAGCCCGCUGGACUCAUUCGGUGGUUUGAGCAGCAGACUGAGCGGCGUGCCGAUGCCCAUCGACCAAACUGAGGCUCUGCCGCUGGUGGUGCGUAAGAGCAGCGGAGGUGGCGGAGAGAACAACAACCCUUCUCUCCCUCCUCCUCCUCCUCACCAUCCCUCCCUCCAUCCUUCCCCUCUCACCGCCUCGCUCGGGUUCAGCCCUCCAUCCUUUCGCCACCCAUUCCCUCUCCCUCUCAUGGGCUACCCCUUUCAGAGCCCUCUGGGGUCACACGGAGGACCCGGGUAUCCACCAGGGCCCAAGGACCACCAUCGGGGUUCCCCCGAUUCAAUGGACAUGACCCGUGAAACGAUCAGCCUCAGAACCAAAAUGGCAUCCCUCGGAGGAGGCCAUCUCAGUCACCACCAUCACCACCACCACCGGCAGAGCUCGCCGAACCAACACGGGCCGGAGGGUCUGUCCCUGUCCCUCAUCAAGUCUGAGUGUGGGGACCUGCAAGACAUGUCUGACAUAUCGCCGUACUCAGGCAGCACCAUUCAGGAGGGCUUGUCUCCAAACCACCUGAAGAAAGCCAAGCUGAUGUUCUUCUACACUCGCUACCCUUCCUCCAACAUGCUCAAAAUCUUCUUCUCUGACGUUAAGUUCAACCGCUGCAUCACCUCCCAGCUGAUCAAGUGGUUCAGCAACUUCAGGGAGUUCUACUACAUCCAGAUGGAGAAGUUCGCCCGGCAGUCCAUCAACGAGGGCGUGACGGCCUCGGAGGAGCUGUCGGUGAGCCGCGACGCCGAGCUCUUCAGGGCGCUCAACAUGCACUACAACAAGGCCAACGACUUCGAGGUCCCCGAGCGGUUCCUGGAGGUGGCCCAGGUGACCCUCCGCGAGUUUUUCAACGCCAUCGUAGCGGGAAAGGACGCAGACCCGUCCUGGAAGAAGGCCAUCUACAAGGUGAUCUGCAAACUGGACAGCGAGGUUCCCGAGGUCUUCAAAUCCCCGAACUGUCUACAAGAGCUGCUCCACGACUGACUAGGGCGAGGGGGGAAACACCGCAAGCAGGACAAGCCUCCGAAGACCAUACGAAGAUUUUAUGACGACGUAGAUUAGACUUUAUUGAGGUUUGAGGUUCUUGACGAGACGCAGACUUGAAGCGAUCUUCUCGGAGGUUUGUUGGUGUAACUUUGGGUCAUCUUUUGAAGACAAACCGCCCUCGAGGUGUUUUAUAAAGCCAGAAAAUAUUCAAGGACUUCUACGAGGGCUCAGACUCACGAGUCAAACUUACAAAUGAUGUUGAGACUUUUAUCCAUUAAAAGCAAAAACAGUGAAAA